Molecule: messenger RNA, 1371 nt
Organism: Thyridium curvatum
Lineage: Eukaryota; Fungi; Ascomycota; Sordariomycetes; Thyridiales; Thyridiaceae
Exons: 4
Coding region: 1-1371 (456 amino acids)
Source: RefSeq, a predicted model, not a curated record
AUGCUAGAAAAGAGCGGGUCCACUACAGGCGGUCUUCCUCCAGCAACCUCGGCACGCUCUGGCUCUAAGCCGUCAGCGUCCGCUUCGGACGGGCCCGAGCCCGAAGAAGACGACGACUCUUCUGCCGGUGUAGCUGUCUGUCAAACGCUUCCCUGCAUACGCAUCGAGCAUUUCGAGCAGUCCAUACAACAUUCUGUUUCAAACAGCGAAUACAGCAUCAUCGCCAUGGCGGGGCGCGUGCGGCACCCCAUCGACGUCAAGUCGCUCGAGGCGUACCUGAACAAGAACGUCCCGGAGAUCAAGACGCCCCUCGAUAUCAAGCAGUUCGGCUUCGGCCAGUCCAACCCGACCUACCAGCUCACCUCGCCGACGGGCACCCGCUACGUCCUGCGCAAGAAGCCGCCAGGGAAGCUCGUCUCCAAGACGGCCCACAAGGUCGAGCGCGAGUACCGCAUCCUCGCCGCGCUCGCGGGCACCGACGUCGCCGUCCCGCGCACCUUUUGCCUGUGCGAGGACGACGCCGUCAUCGGCACGCCCUUCUACGUCAUGGAGUUCCUCGACGGCCGCAUCAUCGAGGACGCCGCGAUCCCGGGCGUCUCCCCGCGCGAGCGCGCCGACAUGUGGGCCGACUCGGUCCGCACGCUGGCCAAGCUGCACCGCGUCGACCCCCGCGCCGUCGGGCUCGAGACCUUUGGCCGGCCGAGCGGCUUCUACGCCCGCCAGGUCAACACGUGGAAGACCAUCUGCGCGGCGCAGAGCGCGACCCGCGACGUCGAGACGGGCGAGCCCGUGGGCGACCUGCCGCACUUCCAGGAGAUGAUGGCCUUCUUCUCCGACGCCGCCAAGCAGCCGCGCGACCGCGGCACGCUCAUCCACGGCGACUACAAGAUCGACAACCUCGUCUUCCACAAGACCGAGCCCCGCGUCAUCGGCAUCCUAGACUGGGAGAUGUCCACCAUAGGCCACCCCCUCUCCGACCUCUCCAACCACAUAACCCCUUACUUCACAGCCCACAUGGGCAGCACGAUCCACAACGCCCACCCGGGCUUCAAGCCCGGCGCCACCCCGGGCCUGCCCGACGCCGACGAGGUCGCGGCCCUGUACUGCCGCACGGCCGGGUGGGGCACCGCGUCGGACCCGGACCGCUGGCCCGACAUGGCGCGCGAGCUGCGCUGGGCCCAGGCCUUCAACAUCUUCCGCCAGGCCGCCAUCUGCCAGGGCAUCGCCGCCCGCGUCGCCGCCCGCCAGGCCAGCAGCGAGCAGGCGCGGCGGUACGGCGACGCGCGCGCCGCGCUGGCCGAGUACGCGUGGGAGCUGGUGCAGGCGGCUGAGAACACGGGCGGCAGCAGUGCGGACAAGCCGAGGUUAUAA